CGCUGUUCGAUGCUUGUACCACCACGCCGCACGGAGCAAUCGCAGUACAAAAGUGAGACUGACCGGUUGCGUUUCAUGGAUUCACCUCUUUCUCUCCCCUCCUUUUUUUGAUUCACUGUGCCGAAUAACCGUGCCAUUUUUAUACUUUCAAAAUCAUUUGAAUGCUAUUGUCGUGGGACAGAUCGCGGUCACUACAGCAGGGACAGAUUUGUGUGUGGAAAAUAAUUUGCUCCGUGGUCUGUUCCCUGUUGCUGCGCUAAGCAUUUUCAACUACAAGGGCGAGUGGAAGCGGAACCCAACAGACAGCUACAUCUACAUAUGUUCAAACCAACAUUUUUCAUUAAAAAAGACAAUGAAAAAGCUUCUGAACCGUCAGUAAGCUUCGGACUAAACCGCUGCAUCCUUCAUCUGAUUUCAAAAAAGGAUUCUUUGAACAUCACAUCCAACUGUUUCGCUGAAGGCAUUUAGUAAAAGCGCGCUUUUCUGUUGUCAGGGCAUUCAGUCUAUACAACAUUCUAUUCUGUACACCUAGCUACAUUCAAGAUUUCUUUUUUUAAAAAAAGACACGUAUUUAAAAACGCAAAUGAAGAGGGAAUGGUGUAGGCUGUAUCCGUAACGUUUUAUCAUAUGCAUGUAUUUUUUUCCCUGAGACUUAAAGAACUCAUCUUUUCAAAACAAAAAUACAACAAAAAAAAAUUAAAAUACACUACCAGACCGGCGAAAGCAGGCAACCAAAGCGGGGAAACAGAGGCUCAUGUUAAAAAAAACAGAUGGCCUGUUCUGAGGCCCAGCCCACAGAACAAAGGCAGGCAUUGUGAUGUGGACAGCUGUGCUUCAUCUGAUUGGCCAGAUACUAGAGUGCUUCCUGUGCUCCACUAUGGAUUAGUGACCUGAACCUCUGGAGGUCAAAGGUGGCUGUGACAGGGGGACCCCCAGGGCAGGACCCAUGAGGAGUCAUAGAAGAUGCUCGCAGCCUUGGCGCCUCUGCUCCUCAUAGCCAUGUGUGUGAGAGGAACCUCCAGCAGCCCACUUUCCCUGAGAAUUGCCGCUAUUCUAGAUGACCCUAUGGAGUGCAGCCGAGGGGAGCGCCUGGCCAUCACUCUGGCCAAGGAGGGCAUCAACAGGUCCAGCAAUCGCUCCACAACAGGCAAGCUGGAGGUGGACAUCUUUGAGCUGCUGAGGGACAGCGAGUAUGAGACAGGGGAGACCAUGUGCCAGAUAUUAUCCAAGGGGGUGGUGGCAGUCCUAGGCCCCUCUGCCAGCCCUGCAUCCAACUCCAUCAUCAGUAAUAUUUGUGGAGAAAAAGAGGUGCCCUAUGUGAAGGUGGCCCCUGAGGACAUCCUGAAGGCACAAUUCCCUCGUUUCACAACCCUUGACCUGCGCCCCACCAAUACAGACAUCAGCCUGGCUGUGGCUGGCCUCCUCACCUUCUUCAACAGCACCUCAGCCUGCCUUGUCUGCGCGUCAGCUGACUGCCUAAUGAACCUGGAGCGACUGCUCCGUCAGUUUCUCAUCUCCAAGGAAACGCUCUCAGUGCGCAUGUUGGAUGACAGCCAGGACCCUACACCACUCCUCAAGGAGAUACGUGAUGACAAGACUGGCACCAUCAUCGUGGAUGCCAAUGUCACCAUGUCCCACAUUAUACUGGAGAGGGCCUCAGAGCUGGGGAUGCUCUCAGUCUACUAUACCUACAUCUUCACCUCGCUGGAAUUUUCCCUGCUGCAGCUGGACACUGUGGCUGACCAGCGCGUCAAUAUUGUGGGCUUCUCUGUCUUUGACCAGAGCCACCCCUUUUUCCAGGACUUCCUCCUCAGCCUUAACCGGUCCUGGCAGGAGAACUGCGACCAUGCCCCCUUCGCUGGGGCACCGCUUUCCUCAGCGCUGAUGUACGACGCAGUCCACACAGUUGUGGCGGCCGUCCAAGAGCUGAACCGCAGCCAGAACGUGGGGGCGACGCAGCUGUCCUGCAAGUCCUCCAAGAUCUGGGAGCAUGGCACCAGCCUGAUGAACUAUCUGAGGAUGGUAGAAUUGGAAGGCCUAACUGGUCACAUCGAGUUCAACAGCAAAGGCCAACGCUCUAACUACAUGCUGAGGAUCAUGCGGAACACCAGAGAAGGGCUAAGGCAGAUUGGCCAGUGGCAUUCAGAGCAGGGCCUGUACAUGGAGAAGAGGCUGCAUUCUCCAAAUGUGACAGAUACACUCUUCAAUGCCACCCUCACCAUCACCACCAUCCUUGAGAACCCAUAUGUGAUGCUGCGUCAGAACCACCAGGAGCUGGAGGGAAAUGAGAGAUAUGAGGGCUUCUGCGUGGACAUGCUGCAGGAGCUGGCCGAUAUCCUCAAAUUCAACUACCGCAUCAAGCUGGUGGCCGAUGGGCUGUACGGAGUGCCGGGGGCCAACGGCACCUGGACCGGCAUGGUGGGCGAACUCAUCUCCCGGAAAGCUGACCUGGCCGUCGCUGGACUCACCAUCACUGCGGAGAGAGAGAAGGUCAUCGACUUCUCCAAGCCCUUCAUGACCCUGGGGAUCAGUAUCCUGUACAGAGUGCACCUGGCCCGUAGACCUGGGUACUUCUCCUUCCUGGACCCCUUCUCCCCUGGUGUCUGGCUCUUCAUGCUGCUGGCAUACCUGGCAGUCAGUUGUGUGCUCUUCCUGGUGGCCAGACUGACCCCCUAUGAGUGGUAUAAUCCUCACCCCUGCCUGAGGGGGCGCUGUAACUUGGUCAUCAACCAGUACUCUCUGGGAAAUAGUUUCUGGUUCCCCGUGGGGGGAUUCAUGCAGCAGGGCUCCGCCAUCGCCCCCCGCGCUUUGUCCACACGUUGUAUUAGUGGCGUCUGGUGGGCCUUCACCCUCAUCAUCAUCUCGUCCUACACGGCCAACCUCGCAGCCUUCCUCACUGUGCAGAGGAUGGAGGUGCCCAUUGAAUCAGUGGACGACCUGGCCGACCAGACGGCCAUCGAGUAUGGCACCAUGCACGGGGGCUCCACUAUGACCUUCUUCCAGAAUUCACGGUACCAGACAUACCAGCGCAUGUGGAACUUCAUGCACUCCAAGCAGCCCAGCGUGUUCGUGAAGAGCACAGAGGAAGGCAUCGCCCGGGUGCUCAACUCCAACUACGCCUACCUGCUGGAGAGCACCAUGAACGAGUACUACCGCCAGCGCAACUGCAACCUCACCCAGAUCGGCGGCCUGCUGGACACCAAGGGCUACGGCAUUGGCAUGCCGCUGGGGUCAGUGUACCGUGAUGAGUUUGACCUGGCCAUCCUCAAACUGCAGGAAGACAACCGCCUGGAGAUCCUGAAAAGGAAAUGGUGGGAGGGGGGCAAAUGCCCCAAAGAAGAGGACCAUCGCGCAAAAGGUCUGGGGAUGGAGAACAUUGGUGGGAUCUUUGUGGUUCUGGUUUGUGGCCUGCUGGUCGCCAUCUUCAUGGCAGUGCUGGAGUUUGCGUGGAUGCUGCGGCAGACACCUGGAACAGAGCAGUCAGUCUGUGAGGAGAUGCUGCAGGAGCUGCGGGGGAUCCUGCUGUGCCGGGACAGCCUGCAGCUGCGGCGCAGGAGAGGGGUGGGACUCCUACGGGCACGGCCCCUCCUGCUGGAGGACCGGCGGGCCCGCGCCGCCGCCGCCGCCGUCAGCCUCAGCAAUGGCAUGGUGUGCGGGGGCGGGGCCCUCCCGGAGCCUCUGUCACACAGACUGGCCCAAGAGGCCACCCUAGUGGCCCAGGGCUGCGCCCACGUCCGCAUCUGCCCCGAGUGCCGGCGCUUCCAAGGCUUGAGGGCGCAGCCACAGGGGGCCAGCGGAGCAUCGCCUAUCCACAGCGAGGGGAGCAUAGAGUGGGAGAAGACCACCAACAGCAGUGAACCCGAAUAAGCUCCACCCACCCCACCCACCCCUCUACCCACCUAUCAUUUCCUCUGUGGGUGCAGGGCCACUGUGAGGUUUAAUCAGAACCAGAAAAAGCGCUUCAGGCCCUGUGCUGGGUUUAGGAGGAGGGUCAGGUGACUCUCUGGCAGCAUCAAUGGCAUCUGGGUUGGUGGGCACCUGUGGGUAUUGAAACUCCUGAGGAAGUUGUGGACAUGCUGGCCUGACUGUGACAGGAGAAGCUCAGUGCUGAGACAGCUCCCUCCCAGAGUCUCCCACACUACACUGGAUUUGGGGCUGAUCAGCAAAGGGGCAGAGUACUAUGCAGAGUUUUCUUGCUUUGUCAAUUUCUUUUUCUAAAUUAUUUUCAUCCUUUUUUGUUAUCGUCAUCAUUGUUGCUCCCAUACAAGUCACUUUCAUAAAUGUUCUCAUUUUGAAUGUAGUUCUGUGGGUAGUAUUUCCUUUUCACAGUGGUAGAAAGUGAAUAGAGAGGAUCCCAAAUCAAGUCUAUAAAUCCAUACAUUGGAAAGGAUGCUGAAACUGUGCAAAAACAAACAGAACAUGAACAC
Megalops cyprinoides (Indo-Pacific tarpon) is the source of this 4427-nucleotide messenger RNA. RefSeq names its product glutamate receptor ionotropic, kainate 4-like. The record is from RefSeq and is a predicted model, not a curated record. The coding region runs from base 964 to 3867 and encodes 967 amino acids. Gene Ontology annotation, biological process: synaptic transmission, glutamatergic; monoatomic ion transport; modulation of chemical synaptic transmission. Gene Ontology annotation, cellular component: kainate selective glutamate receptor complex; plasma membrane; presynaptic membrane. NCBI's taxonomy places the organism in Eukaryota, Metazoa, Chordata, Actinopteri, Elopiformes, Megalopidae. Gene Ontology annotation, molecular function: kainate selective glutamate receptor activity; transmitter-gated monoatomic ion channel activity involved in regulation of postsynaptic membrane potential. The transcript is spliced from 21 exons.